Molecule: messenger RNA, 936 nt
Organism: Chiloscyllium plagiosum (whitespotted bambooshark)
Lineage: Eukaryota; Metazoa; Chordata; Chondrichthyes; Orectolobiformes; Hemiscylliidae
Source: RefSeq, a predicted model, not a curated record
UGAUGGGAAUUCCCCCUCCCCCUCCCCCCAGGGGUGGAGGACGCCGAAAACUGGCAUGGCAAGCCCAUGCCGAAAGACCGGGUGGCUGAGAUGCUGCAGGAGAUCGAGGGGCGGAUCCAGACGGACAGGCGGCUCUGCCCAUCAGCCCCAGUGGAGGACGCGCCCCUGGUGGACAUCACGGACAUCGCCCUGCCCUCUCCGCCUGGGUACAAACCCGGCGACAAGAUUAGCGUCGCCGUUGGCUGCGCCACGCGGGACCGCACGGUGGCGUUUGCCAGCACCUUUGCCGCCUUCCUUUCCCGCGGCUAUGACCAGAUCCGCAUGGCCGCCAUCUCCCAGAGCAACGCCAACUUCUCGGGCUCGCACUGCGGCAUCUCCAUCGGUGAGUCUGGGGGGGGUGGGGGGGUUUUGCCCGUGUGUCUGCUUGGCCCUCUGCCAGCCAAUCACCGCACCGCGCGCUCCUCGACCCACAGCGACCGGGAUUGUGUCCCGGGUUUCCCGUCUAAUUUGGGUCUUCCGACGUUGUGCCGACCAGAACCGUCCGCGACACUCCCAAGUGCGGCCGCGCCGCAGUUUUUGUCCAGCCGCAGGCGUGACCUCGUGGCUCCGAAACUCAAUCCCUCUCCCGAUAAAAGCCGACACACCGUACGCUUUCCUGUCGACCCUGGGUGGCAACCUUCAGGGAUCUAUGUACCUGGAGACCGAGAUCUCCCUGCUCACCUACACCACCGUUAGCCCAGGACUCUGCAUUCCUGUCACUCCUUCGUUUCCGCCAGCACCAAAUCCGAUGUGGCCUCUCCCCUUGUCAGGAAACCCUCCUGCACACGUUGGGCGAAAACUGACCCAUCUCAACGACACAAACUAUCGAGUUCCCAGCCAAUAUUUGGAAAGCUUAAAGUCCCCCGUACUCUUGCUCCUGUCUCUGUCUGUCUCUGU